AGGUGGAGACUCGGUUCAUCGUUGCAGCGCGGCUCAGAAGAAACUUGUGCAGCCGAAACUUUGACCAACAUCGCUAAAUGUCUGUCACUUAACUAAUAUAAUUUAAAGUAUAUGUUGUUCUCGAACUCUCACAAUGUCUGACGAGGGAGAAGAAAGCGACAGCGGAGAAAGAGCGCAUCUCUCUGAGUCUCCCUCCCCGCCUCUGUCUGUCUGUCUUCCCCGAGGAUCUCCGUCCUCUCAGCGGCCCCUAGACUUCUUCUCCUCCGCUUCUCCGCUGCUGGGGGACACAGACCCACCUUACCUCGCCUCUCCGGAGUGUCUGCACCCUUCUCCAGAGAACCGGGAGCCUGGGGACUCCCCACACUUUACGCCGCACAGCAAGUUCCUCCAGGGCACCGGGGAUACCGGGGAUACCGGUUCUCCGUUUCGCUCCGGACAGGAUGUGCGGUUAGAUGCAGUUUGCGACCGUUACGCUGACCCGCUUCCCAAGUGGAGAGGACGAGGCGCGGCGAACGCUGAGCGACUUCAGCACCGCGGACAGAGACUCCAUCGGGCUCCGGAGCUCUCGGACUACGGGAACCACUACUCAGUGGAGCACAUAGACACCGAGUUCAACUCCGAAACCCGGCAAACGGUGGAAGCCAUGCAUCGCCGGCACACCACACUGAGGGAGAAGGGGCGUCGCCAGGCAGUGCGGGGCCCGGCCUACAUGUUCAAUGAACGUGGCUCACCCCUCACUGCAGAGGAGGAGCGUUUUCUGGAUGCUGCUGAAUACGGAAACAUUCCUGUGGUCCGCAAAAUGUUGGAAGAAUCCAAAACCCUUAACUUCAAUUGUGUUGACUACAUGGGUCAGAAUGCUUUACAGCUUGCAGUGGGCAAUGAGCACCUAGAAGUGACCGAGCUGCUGCUAAAGAAGGAUGGUUUGGCUAGGAUAGGAGAUGGCCUGCUUUUGGCUAUCUCCAAGGGUUAUGUUCGGAUCGUUGAAGCCAUUCUCGCCCACCCUGCCUUUGGGGGGGGUCUGCGACUGGCUUUAAGCCCCCUGGAGCAGGAGAUGCGUGAUGACGACUUUUACGCUUAUGAUGAGGAUGGAACACGUUUUUCGCAUGACGUCACGCCCGUCAUCCUGGCUGCUCACUGCCAGGAGUACGAGAUCGUCCACAUUCUUCUGACAAAGGGCGCACGCAUAGAAAGGCCACAUGACUACUUCUGUAAGUGUUCAGAAUGUGUCGAGAAACAGAAGAAAGACUCGUUCAGUCACUCACGCUCCAGGAUGAAUGCUUACAAGGGCCUGGCCAGUGCAGCUUACCUGUCGCUCAGCAGUGAAGACCCUGUGCUGACUGCUCUCGAGCUCAGCAACGAACUGGCAAGACUGGCCAACAUCGAGACAGAGUUUAAGAAUGACUACCGUAAGCUGUCCAUGCAGUGUAAAGACUUUGUGGUGGGUGUGUUGGACCUUUGUCGGGACACUGAGGAAGUGGAAGCCAUAUUGAACGGGGACGUGGACCAGUGCCCCCCAAGUCCCUACAACCGACCCUGCCUCAGCCGUGUCAAACUGGCCAUCAAGUACGAAGUCAAGAAGUUUGUUGCCCAUCCCAACUGCCAACAGCAGCUGCUGACUAUCUGGUAUGAGAACCUGCCUGGUUUGAGGCAGCAGUCCGUUGGGGUGAAGUGCUGGACAGUGCUGGGGGUCACCGUAGGUUUGCCCUUCCUGGCCAUUGCCUACUGGAUAAUGCCAUGUAGCAAGCUUGGUCAGAUCCUGCGAAGCCCCUUCAUGAAGUUCGUAGCUCAUGCUGUCUCCUUCACCAUCUUCUUGGGUUUGCUGGUUGUUAACGCCUCUGACCGCUUUGAGGGAGUCAAGAACCUUCCCAAUGAGACCAUCACAGACCACCCACGACAGGUGUUCAGGGUCAAGACCACCCAGUUCUCCUGGACAGAGAUGUUGAUCAUGAAGUGGGUGUUGGGUAUGAUUUGGUCAGAAUGUAAAGAGAUCUGGAGCGAUGGGCCCAGGGAGUAUGUGAUGCACCUUUGGAAUGUUCUGGAUUUCGGCAUGCUCUCCAUCUUCGUGGCAUCCUUCACGGCACGCUUCAUGGCAUUCCUCAAGGCGUCCAAAGCUCAGCAGUAUGUGGACAUGCAUGUACCAGACGAAGACCUCAGUAACGCCUCACUACCUGAUGAAGUCGCUUACUUUACUUACGCCAGGAACAAGUGGCGCCCAUCUGACCCCCAAAUCAUCUCAGAAGGCCUGUACGCCAUCGCUGUGGUGCUGAGUUUUUCACGCAUCGCCUACAUCCUGCCGGCCAACGAAAGCUUCGGCCCACUGCAGAUCUCUCUGGGGCGCACAGUCAAAGACAUCUUCAAGUUCAUGGUCAUCUUCAUCAUGGUGUUUGUGGCCUUCAUGAUUGGCAUGUUCAACCUUUACUCGUACUACCUGGGAGCCAAGUACAAUCCUGCCUUCACCACCGUGGAGGAGAGUUUUAAGACUCUCUUCUGGUCGAUCUUCGGGCUGUCCGAGGUGAUCUCAGUGGUGCUGAAGUACGACCAUAAGUUCAUAGAGAACAUCGGCUACGUGUUGUACGGUGUCUAUAAUGUCACCAUGGUGGUAGUCCUUCUCAACAUGCUCAUCGCCAUGAUCAACAGCUCAUACCAGGAGAUAGAGGAGGAUGCCGAUGUGGAGUGGAAGUUUGCCCGGGCCAAGUUGUGGCUCUCCUACUUUGACGAGGGUCGCACUCUGCCUGCCCCCUUCAACCUGGUUCCCAGUCCCAAGUCCUUCUACUACCUGGUCCUCCGCAUCAAGUCCUGCCUGAUACGCCUCUGCAAAGCCAAUGGCCAUCGCCAUAACAACGAGCUGGAGCUGGGCAUGCUAAACUCACAGGCAAAGGAUGAGCACUUCAGGUCUUAUCCACGACCAGGAGAAGAGUUCAUGCAGAGAAAAUCUAGAAAACACCCAACCAGGUAUCAGAAGAUCAUGAAGCGCCUGAUUAAACGGUAUGUGCUAAAGGCUCAAGUGGACAGAGAGAACGAUGAAGUCAAUGAAGGUGAGCUGAAGGAGAUCAAGCAGGACAUUUCCAGCCUCCGUUAUGAGCUCCUGGAGGAGAAGUCCCAGGCCGCUGGAGAGCUGGCUCUGCUCAUCCAACAACUUGGUGACAAGUUUGGCAAGAACACCAUGAGACACUGACAGGACUCGCAAGAGGGAGAGAGAGGGAAGGAGGGAAGGAGGGAGGAAGAUGUGAAAGAGGGUGAAAUCAGGAGGAGGGCAGAGAGCAGGGUCAGGGCAGGAGGAGGGAGAGAAAAGUGAGAAACAGGGAAGAAAGUGGAAGAGUAGCUCGAGAGAGAAAGAAAUAGGAGUGAAAAUUGCUAACAUAAGGCAAAAAGCAAAUGUUUUGUAUAUGCAAUGACCAAUUAGGGAGAAAUUUAAAAAAGAAGAUAGCUGAGACUGCAAGUGAGCAUGAGGUCAAAGGGUCAGAGGGGAAGUUGGGGGGUGGGGGUUGUUUUGACAGUUGAAUUCUAAUUAAAGGCAGCAUCUUCAGGGAGUGAGAGAGGAGAGGAAGACAGAGGCUCGCAGGCUGGAUGGGAAAUAGAGGGAGACGAAGGAGGAGGAGAACACAAGCACCAUGAGAUAUGAAGAGGCACUACAGGGCAGAAGACUGAGGCAGCAAUGAGGGCCCCCACAUCCGUUACCAACUUGAUAGAGAGCGAGAGAGAGAGGGAAACCCAGAGAAGGGAUGACACCGAGGCUGGGCUGGAGGGGGAGGAAGGAUAAGAAAGAAGAUAUCCGAGAAAAAAAAAACUGCCACUGUUAUUCACACCAGAAAGGCCGGCUUUGCUUCUGUGUCUUCACUUUGUCAGGACAAACAGGGAUGCCUGUCGAGAUACUGAACACUGCUUUAAACACCAGGCUAUCUAAUUAAUGCAUAUCCAUCCACAAUGCACAACCUGUGAUCAGGGGUCAGAGAAUUCAGGAAAAAGCGGGAAAUACUGUAGGAUUUAUGCACUCAGUUGCACGUCAUUAAAGAAAUAGCUCACAGACAAGCUCACUAUCUUCUCAUCUUAAUCCAUCAAUUUGAGAAAUUUGUAUGUCCACAAUAACACACAGUGUGUUGUAUAUAUAGAGAGUAUUGCAGCUCCAUGGGAACUGUCUCUAAGAGAUCUUAUGUUAGAAAGAAUAAACUUUGUAGAGUUACAAAAAAAAGUCAUAGUGGCAAUAACAUUACUCCAGACAGCAUCUUUUUUGAAAUCAUUAAAAGAAUUUCACAAAACCUCUGUUGCUUUGUUUAAAGUUUUGUUCUCAUUCAUAUUGGAACAGCUUUAUACCAAUAAAAGUGUUGAAAUAUGACCUAGAUAAAUGAUGUGGAUAUCCGCCUCUUCAUUGCGCCUUUGCAGCACAAAGUGUCUCGCUGCGACUCGUUUUCUAACAUAGCAACCAAAAGCGACAUGUCCUUGAGGACCUGUGUUUACAGCUGUAAAUGCAGUCGGUCAGUGCUUAUGAGAAGCGCGCGAAGAUGGCAAAACUCUUCUGUCUGAUUGCUUUAGAGAAACCAGACAUUUAUGAGAUGAGAAAAUCAUGGAGAUAGGCUACAGAGACAUGUGAUAUUUGUCUUUUAGAACAACAGUGCAAUCACUUGUCUGUAAAACGCUGGGAUUCUGCUGCAGAAAGCUGUGUGGAGUAAUUUUAUGGUCUUGUGUUUCUUUUGGAGACUCAUUUGACAUACUGCUGCACUAGCUAACUUGUUGUAUUAGACACCCGCGAUCCGACUGACACGUGGAUGAAUAGGUAAUAGAUGAACUGCUUUAACUAAAAAUUGAAAACAUGUGAUCCCAAGUAUAACGUGCAAUUUGAUAAAUUGCUAAUUCUGGCCACUAUUAAUGAGAUCUUUUUUUUAUUGUGCAAAGGGGAACACUUUCUACUAGUUGAUAGAAACAGGUUGGCCUGUGGGGUCAGUCACAGUAUCUGUCCUUCAUGGAACAGCAGCACAGGUUGGGAUUUUGACAACAAAAAUAAGCCAUUAACCGAGGUCUAUUUAGAUGCAAAUCCCCAGUCCUGAACACAGUCAAGAUUAACCAAUAAGUACAAGAUCUGCUCAGAUUAUGUUUGUAUUUCUAGUUAGAAUCCCAUGUUGUCAUUUUGUUUAUUUGGUUUGUUUUUUUUUUCAGUUUUUAUUGAAUAACAUUUUUUGGAUUUAUUCAAUGGAUUGCACAGGUUCCUCCCAGGACCGCGCUGUGGAUUCAGAUAAUUUGAAUACAUCAUACAAUCCCCCUCAUCCCCUUCAAAACCAAUUGGAUAACAUCAAAAAUAAAAUGUAAUCAAGCUAAAACCUCACAAUGUUAUUAUUCUGUUAUUGUGUGGAUUAGCCCCAUCGGGAAGGAUCAGCAGGAGUCUACUGUACCUAAUAACACAUUUAGAGGGCUAUUGUUAUCAUUUGUUUUGGGGGGAUAAACAUAUCAAAUCUUGUUCAUCUUAACAUCAUUAUCCAUUACAGUAAAACUUAAGCUUGCAAGACUGUGAGAUGAUUUACUGCCAUGACAAAUGUAUCACAAAUGUAUUUGAACCCUUACAGGUAGUUUUUAAGCUUCCUAGGUUAAAAGCCUAAACUCAUUAGUAGGUGUAGUUGGCCCAAAAUGCUUUUUUGCACCAUUAAAGUUGAGUGCUAGUUUUUAAAUCAGAAGUGUUUUAGAGACGUGAGGUUUUCAACAUGUAACAACAGAAUUUUGUUUCAGAUACACAGAUGUUGUUUAGAGUCAAGUUUCAUUUAAAUAAGUAGUUGGACUUAAACUUGUGUCUUUAUUUAUUUGUACUGUGUGCGUGUCACAGAGUGAAAGAGCAGCUAACUAUUUUAUGUGUGCAGAACCAGGCUACUAAUGGAAAGAUAUGGUUUUUAAUGAUUCCCACUGCCAGAAAGACAAAUUACCUGAAAUACUGUAUUUUUAACUUGUACGCAAGAAAUGUUGAUUAAAGCAAAAUCUUGUACUGUAUAUUGUCAUAUUUUUGAUCCUUGAAUUAAAGAGAGUAAGCUCUAAA
Molecule: messenger RNA, 6016 nt
Organism: Seriola aureovittata
Lineage: Eukaryota; Metazoa; Chordata; Actinopteri; Carangiformes; Carangidae
Gene: trpc7b
Product: transient receptor potential cation channel, subfamily C, member 7b
Exons: 12
Coding region: 134-3175 (1013 amino acids)
Biological process (GO): calcium ion transmembrane transport; regulation of cytosolic calcium ion concentration; manganese ion transport
Cellular component (GO): cation channel complex; membrane
Molecular function (GO): store-operated calcium channel activity; inositol 1,4,5 trisphosphate binding; protein binding
Source: RefSeq, a predicted model, not a curated record